GGGUGGGAGCUUCGUGUGCUGCCGCCUGUCAGGCUGUGCUGUGAGGGGCCCAAAGCCGGGACCGUCCUGUUCGGGGGGCCUGUUACCGCUCAGGGGCCUUAUUUACUCGAGUUCGCCUCUCGAGCUGCCUCUCUGCUCAGACGCUCCCGGAAGAUUUUCCUCCUCGCCGAACCCCAGAGCUGAUGUGUCCCGCUGCCCAAAUCUUACACCCUGGAAGGUGCCCCUAGAGAAAGGUCCGGGUGCCCCAGAACUGCCAGUCGAUCCCCAUUUGUCCCCUCCGCAGGAUCCUUUCCCCGCCGCCGGGAAUGAGGCUCUUUCCCAGCCGUUGGCUUUCGGCUGCAGGAGCGGUUUUGUGCCAGCGAUUGGCUGCCCGUUAUGGCUGGCUGGUUUAGGCGGCUCCUACACAAACGUAAGCCCAGCUCAGCGGAGAGCACCCGCUCUUCUUCAUCUCCCCCUUCCUCCUCCUCCUCCUCCUGGAGCCCUGCUUCCUCGCCCCGGUCCAUCCGUCCAUCCCCCGCCCCGGACAUCAGUGCAGCGGGCAGCGCGCGCUGGGCCAAGAGCUACGACGUUUGCAUCUGUCACAGCGCCGGUGACCUGGAGCUGGUGUUGGAACUCGUGUCCUACCUGGAGGGACAACCCGAAAGCUUCCGCUGCUUCCUCCAGCCGCGUGACGCUGCGCCGGGGAGCGCGGUGGUGACGGAACUGUGCGACGCUGUGCAAAAUAGUCACACGUGGGUGAUGCUGAUCACACCGGGGUUCCUGGGGGACCCGUGGUGCCGCUACCAGAUGCACCAGGCGCUGGCCGAGGCGCCGGCAGCCAACGGCCGCGCCAUCCCGGUGCUGAAGGACGUGGAUCGGCGGGAUUAUCCCAAGGAGCUGCGCAACCUCUACUACAUCUACAUGGCGCUGAAGGAAAGCGGUUUCCAGCGGAUCAGGGACACUGUGCUGCACUAUCUCCAGGAGCUGUGCCGGAGCUCCGUGAGCAGGAUGGAAUAGCGUCAGAAGCGGGAUGGGGUGUCCCCAUGGGUGCGUCAGAGAUGUCACCGUCACAUCUGGAUGUCACCACGUCAUCUGGAUGUCACCAUGUCCUGACACACCUCUGGUUCCGCUUUGUCCCCGACCUGGGAAGCGAAGACAGAGAGAUCACCACACAACGUUUUGCAGACAAUAAGGUGGAG
This is a messenger RNA of Columba livia (rock pigeon), 1178 nucleotides long. It is a transcript of the gene TIRAP, whose product is annotated as TIR domain containing adaptor protein. The record is from RefSeq and is a predicted model, not a curated record. Gene Ontology annotation, cellular component: plasma membrane; cytoplasm. The coding region runs from base 376 to 996 and encodes 206 amino acids. NCBI's taxonomy places the organism in Eukaryota, Metazoa, Chordata, Aves, Columbiformes, Columbidae. Gene Ontology annotation, biological process: canonical NF-kappaB signal transduction; positive regulation of canonical NF-kappaB signal transduction; regulation of stress-activated MAPK cascade. Gene Ontology annotation, molecular function: Toll-like receptor 4 binding; Toll-like receptor 2 binding. The transcript has 6 exons.